Messenger RNA from Aspergillus welwitschiae, 965 nucleotides. RefSeq lists its product as uncharacterized. The transcript is spliced from 3 exons. The coding region runs from base 179 to 430 and encodes 83 amino acids. NCBI's taxonomy places the organism in Eukaryota, Fungi, Ascomycota, Eurotiomycetes, Eurotiales, Aspergillaceae. The record is from RefSeq and is a predicted model, not a curated record.
CUUUCAACCUCUCGCGGUCGUUUAUUCGAUUGGAGAAGCCAGAUUACAGGUGACUACGGUAGUCUGUUUCAAGCACAUUUUACAAAUGCAUCCUUUCUGUCAUCGUUGCUGCACUCACUUACCCGAUAUCAUAUCAACUAUGAUCUAUGAUGACGUUUGAAGAACUGUAUUAUAACGCAUGCUCUCCCUCUUCUCUCCGUUCCGUGUACCUCUUCGGCCGCCUUACUUCGCGCUUCCUACCAUCUCAUUCUAUACCCUACUCGACUCUGUUCUCCAGUUCGCCGCGUCAGAACAUGAUGUACCUGCAUUAGACGGUAUGCACUUGGUACGCUGCAUGGCUAUUCCGUCAUUGCAUAUGCGUUAUACGACUCCGAAUCUUUGGGGUGAACGAUGUGCCGAGUUGAAAUGUCUACUCCCGACUUGCCUAUGAACCUUGGCUCAGUCAUGAUUACAAUGGUCUGCGCGAUUUGUGGUCUGCGAUCUGCAUUCGGCGCACUGCGUUAUUGGAGUUUGUUGUUAUUUUAUGGCUUUAUAAGUGGGCCAUUAUUGGACCGAGUGAUCUGGCCAUUUUCUCACGCAUCACAUCCUCUCGACCAGUCACACCUAACAGUACUUCCACCGCCAUAAACAUUGCAGGUGGCAUUUUUUGCCAUCUGCUGAUGGACGCCUUUGUGGAUUACAGCAGAGGCUCGACGUCUGUUUGGUCUGAAUUUGGUCUGAAGACACAUACCCUGCUUUGUGUUCGCCGACUAGGAACUCAAUCUGGCAUUUCAAAUAGCCUCUGACUUCGGCGGCGCAAUUGUGGAUGAUAACUGGGAAAGGGAAUAGAAGGAGGCCGGAGAGUUUGUGCAUGGAUGCUAUGUUCAAAGGUGAAACGGGUGGGGAUUUCACGGGUUGAAGAGGGAAUAUGACAAUCCAGAAGGGAAAGAAAAAAAAAAAAAAAAAAAAAAAAAAAAAAAAAAAAA